ACAUAAUUGAUUUGACAUAAAUUUUGACGCAAGUAUUUUGGCAUGUUUUCUAUUGAUUUUAUACGUCAUACGACCAAGAAUCUCAAGACACGACAUUAAAGCGAAAAAAUAUAACCCGUGUUAUGAAAUAAUAUCCAAUGAAAUUUUAAGAAAAGUAAUAAAACCAACAGCCAUAUGGCUACAAAAACAAUAGCUAGCGCCACAGUGCGCGCCGUUAAGAAAAGAGUAUUGCCUUCACGAGCUGCACUAGUUUUAACUCCAUCGGCAGUAAAUAAAGUUAAAGAAAUUAUGCAAAAAGAAGCAGCCAAAGGAUAUAUAGGUCUCAAAGUUGGAGUCCGCCAAAGGGGAUGCAAUGGACUCUCGUACACUUUGGAUUAUGCAAAAAAUAAAGAUAAACUAGAUGAGGAAGUGAAACAGGAUGGUGUAACUAUUAUAAUAGACAAAAAGGCUCAGUUGACAUUACUAGGAACUGAAAUGGAUUAUGUGGAAGAUAAACUAUCAGCUGAAUUUGUAUUUAAUAACCCUAAUAUAAAAGGCACAUGUGGCUGUGGAGAAUCAUUUAGUAUAUAAAAAAGGAACAUAUGUAAUGUCAUAAGCCCAAUUAAAUUAUGUAGUGAAUAUGUAACAUAUAUUGCACAAAUGCAAUACUUGUAUAUAUAUUAUAUAUUUGAUGAGACCAUACCCACAAAAAUUACAAUAUGUUUAUUAAAACAUUUCCCUUUAAAUUACAAAUAUAUAGUGUGCCAUUUCUAUGAUCUAAUGGAUCUGUUGCAAGCGGUGCUAAAUUCUGUGAGAAAAGUUUUGUUUUGCAACAUACAUGUGCCUAAUUUGCCUUAGAAUUUGAACUGUGAAAAUAAAUUAUUUAUCAGUGUGACCAUUUUAUAAGUUCUAUGAAUGUUUAAAGAUUUUGUUAUAAAAAAUAUAUAAGGCACAAAACCUUGCUUAUUAUUACCACAAAUUUACAAGAUGUUAUUAAAUUUAAAUUGAUUGACCAGGGAUUAUCAUGGGCUGAAAUUUACACUAGGUUUCACUUUCAUUAUGACAUUACUCGUCUUUAUUAUCAUGUAUGAUUUGAUCAUAAAUUCAUUAAUGUACAGUAGAUUUUAGUUAUUGAAAUUGUUAUAUUAAUAGUUCAUUAUUUUUAUGAGUAUUUUAGUAAUUAUAUAUGUACACAUUACAUGUACUUAGAUGAUUAUGGAUUAUUUUCUUAUAAUUUUCAUAUUCCUGGCUAAACAAUAUUAUGAUAAUAUUUUAUGUGAAGCAAUAAACCAGACAUAAGAUAUG
This is a messenger RNA of Manduca sexta (tobacco hornworm), 1284 nucleotides long. RefSeq names its product iron-sulfur cluster assembly 1 homolog, mitochondrial (gene MagR). Gene Ontology annotation, molecular function: 2 iron, 2 sulfur cluster binding. The transcript has 3 exons. The record is from RefSeq and is a predicted model, not a curated record. Gene Ontology annotation, cellular component: cytoplasm; mitochondrion. Gene Ontology annotation, biological process: iron-sulfur cluster assembly. Bases 175 to 570 code for a protein of 131 amino acids. NCBI's taxonomy places the organism in Eukaryota, Metazoa, Arthropoda, Insecta, Lepidoptera, Sphingidae.